GAUCUCCUCCUUCUCUGUGUGAGGCAACGUACUCUCUCUCUCUCUCUCUCUCUCUCUCUCUCUUUUGCUGAGAACGACGUCCUCCCGUAGCAGGUCGGAGAUCCAGUGGGACAAGAGGCCGAGAUGCGUCCAUCGGCCGGAUCCGUGUCCUUCUCAGCGCUUCUCCUUCUCCUUAUUCUCGGCAACUGUGCUCCUUCGUUCGCCUCCGAGUCGGAUCACAAGUAUCAAUCAGAUGAACCAGUGACGCUUUGGGUAAACAAGGUUGGACCUUAUAAUAAUCCUCAAGAAACAUACAACUACUAUAGUCUUCCAUUUUGCCAACCUGCUGGUAAUUCUGCACACAAAUGGGGUGGUCUUGGUGAGGUUCUUGGUGGAAAUGAACUUAUUGACAGCCAGAUCGACAUAAAGUUUAGAAAGAAUGUUGAUCAGACACCAAUUUGUGAACUUGAGCUCGAUGCUGCAAAAGUGAAGCAGUUUAAAGAAGCAAUAGAGAAUAGUUAUUGGUUUGAGUUUUUCAUGGAUGACUUGCCUUUAUGGGGCUUUGUUGGUGAGCUUCAUUCUGAUAGAAGCAAUGACAAUAGGCAUAUGCUUUGGACACACAAGAGUAUUUUGGUUCAAUAUAAUGGUGAUCAGAUUAUUCAUGUAAAUCUUACACAAGAAAGUCCUAAAUCUCUGGAAGCUGGAAAGACAUUGGAACUCACCUAUUCAGUCAAAUGGGUCUCCACCAAUGUUACCUUUGCACAUCGUUUUGAUGUUUACCUGGAUUAUCCUUUCUUUGAGCAUCAGAUUCAUUGGUUUUCCAUUUUCAAUUCUUUCAUGAUGGUCAUUUUCCUCACUGGUUUAGUCUCCAUGAUAUUAAUGCGGACUCUCAGAAAUGACUAUGCCAAGUAUGCUCGAGAAGAUGAUGAUCUAGAAACUUUGGAAAGGGAUGUAAGUGAAGAAUCUGGAUGGAAGCUGGUGCAUGGUGAUGUUUUCAGGCCUGCUCGUAAUUUGGUUUUGCUUUCAGCACUUGUGGGUACUGGUGCACAGCUUGCAAUGCUGGUUCUUCUUGUCAUCUUGUUGGCUAUUAUUGGCAUGUUGUAUAUAGGGAGAGGAGCUAUUGUCACCACAUUUAUUGUUUGUUAUGCACUGACCUCUUUCAUUGCUGGUUACGUAAGUGGAGGGCUUUAUUCACGAAAUGGUGGAAAAAGUUGGAUCAAAUCAAUGAUUCUCACAGCUUCACUUUUCCCAUUCCUGUGCUGUGGAAUUGGUUUCAUCCUCAACACAAUUGCUAUAUUCUAUGGUUCCUUGGCUGCUAUUCCCUUUGGAACGAUGGUAGUUGUGUUUAUCAUCUGGGCUUUCAUUUCAUUUCCUCUUGCUCUUCUUGGUACGGUUGUUGGUAGAAACUGGAGUGGGGCCCCAAAUAACCCAUGCCGUGUCAAGACCAUUCCCCGUCCCAUUCCUGAAAAGAAAUGGUAUCUAACACCUUCGGUUGUUUCUCUUAUGGGUGGCCUUCUUCCUUUUGGAAGCAUAUUCAUUGAGAUGUACUUUGUAUUCACAUCCUUCUGGAAUUACAAGGUGUACUACGUGUAUGGUUUCAUGCUGCUGGUAUUCCUGAUCCUUGUUAUUGUGACUGUCUGUGUCACAAUCGUGGGCACAUAUUUCUUGUUAAAUGCUGAAAACUAUCAUUGGCAAUGGACGUCAUUCUUCUCUGCAGCAUCAACGGCUGUCUAUGUUUACCUGUACUCCAUAUAUUACUAUUAUGUUAAAACGAAGAUGUCAGGCUUCUUCCAGACCAGCUUCUAUUUUGGCUACACGCUCAUGUUUUGUCUUGGUCUGGGGAUCCUUUGUGGGGCUGUUGGCUAUCUUGGGUCAACCUUGUUUGUGAGGAGGAUCUACAGGAACAUCAAGUGUGACUAGGUCAUGGCUGAGAAAGGAUCCAGGUUGUGAUUUCUGUGGAAGAAAAGAGGUGAACUUGUGUGCGGACUGUCAUUCAUUUGGUACUUGAACAUCUAAGCGUUUCGCUGCUUCAGGAAUCUCAGGAUUUUGGAAGAUUAUGCUAGUCUCUGAGAGAAUUUUCUGAGCUGCGGUGCAUGAAAUUUUCACUGUUCACUGCUAAUGGCAAAUCUCUCUCCCCCACCUCUCUCUCUCUCUCCCUCUGGGCGGUAGGGAUGUGGCCUCAAUCGAAGCAAAACUACCUAUUUUUGCCUUUAUGUAGUGAUAGGGUUUUUCUUUGACUGUUUGUAAUCUUAGGUUACAAAUGUAUCACACAUUUUUGUGCUUCCAUUGAAGUUGACAUCAUGAGAAACAUUAUUAAUCUUAAUUAUGCAAAGUGAUGGUUCUUAUGUUCA
Messenger RNA from Nymphaea colorata (pocket water lily), 2330 nucleotides. Its product is annotated as transmembrane 9 superfamily member 1. Gene Ontology annotation, cellular component: membrane. The record is from RefSeq and is a predicted model, not a curated record. Gene Ontology annotation, biological process: protein localization to membrane. The transcript has 12 exons. The coding region runs from base 124 to 1899 and encodes 591 amino acids. NCBI's taxonomy places the organism in Eukaryota, Viridiplantae, Streptophyta, Magnoliopsida, Nymphaeales, Nymphaeaceae.